UCCUAAAACAAUUAAAAGUUACAAAUAAUUGGAGUGUGGAUUUCACCGGCCUCCCUGACUUAACUGAUAAUAUUUUAUGGAAAAAUUGCUUAUUAUUAUGAAAUUGAGUAUCACAGAGGACUGGACUUGGAAUUGGGUGACGCUCUGAUGCACGCAUAUCACAAGCUGUGGAACACAACGUUAGCCUUGUCAGAGGGUGGUGACUUUGGAGACUCCAUGCCCGUGAGGACAACUUCCAGACUGUUCCUUACACAGAAGGAAACAUUGCCUAAAGGAUCAAAUCAAGAAAUUCCCAAGCUUGGACUAAUUCCUCUGAAAUCCGAGGUUAUAGAAGAUUACGCUGGAGAUAUUUGGUCCGAACUACCUUUUGUAAGCAGUGAUGACCCAGCUAUCACCUGUCUUUCUAAGAAGAGAGAGUUUGAUGAGCUCAUACAUUGGCAUUCC
Oryctolagus cuniculus (rabbit) is the source of this 444-nucleotide messenger RNA. NCBI's taxonomy places the organism in Eukaryota, Metazoa, Chordata, Mammalia, Lagomorpha, Leporidae. The record is from RefSeq and is a predicted model, not a curated record.